Molecule: messenger RNA, 3778 nt
Organism: Anopheles gambiae (African malaria mosquito)
Lineage: Eukaryota; Metazoa; Arthropoda; Insecta; Diptera; Culicidae
Gene: Hexo2
Product: chitooligosaccharidolytic beta-N-acetylglucosaminidase
Exons: 6
Coding region: 1350-3167 (605 amino acids)
Biological process (GO): glycosaminoglycan metabolic process; carbohydrate metabolic process; ganglioside catabolic process
Cellular component (GO): membrane
Molecular function (GO): beta-N-acetylhexosaminidase activity
Source: RefSeq, a predicted model, not a curated record
ACAAUAGAAAGAUUUUUAAUCUGUUCCGUGAGUUCAGCUUCAUUUGUCAUGUUGCUUUCCAAUGAAAGAUUUUCGAUGUCGAUAUCGAUAGAAAUAGGAUCGAAAGAUAAUUAACUUUGCGAUUUUUCUUCCGUUGAAUUAUCAGCAAUAGUUAUUUCAGAAUUGCUUCUCCACAUUAGGAGCGAACAGGUUAAUUGCCCGGCUCUUUGUUCACUUUUGUUAGCGCUUAAAACGUGCUGUUAAAAGCUUACCAUACCGUUCCGUUCGCUUGUGUGUGUGAGGUCGUUAACGUCCGGGUGAUAAGAAACAUCUUAUCAAACAAUUUUUACCGUAAAUAGUGGGUUAAAUCUUUUCCUAGUGAACGAUAUAACAGAGCAUUUUGAUAUGCUGAGACGCAUACUAUUGUAAUUACACAACGAGUUAAAUCGAUUCAUAAAACUGUCAAAUUUUGAUGAAUGUUGCAGAUAGACAAGAGGAAAUAUUGACUGUAAUGCGCCUAUCACUUAAAUAACAGAAGAACCAUUGAACUAACGCCCCAUUUAAUCCGUAGCUUGAUAGUUUUGAGAUUAGCAUUGAGUGAUUUACGGCAGGGGUCUCCAAACUACGGCCCGAGGGUCGCAUGCGGCCCGCGAUGAUAUUCUAAAGGAUUAUGUAAAUAUCAUAUUAGUUCGAAAAUUUUCAUCAAUUUUUUAUUUGCACUAAACCAAGACAAAAAGCAAGUUACUAUAAACGAAAAAUGUAGAAAUUUAAAAUAUUAAUUAAGUAUUUCCAUAUUAAAACAAAAUUCAAACGUUCUCAUUACCAUAAGUAACGUCAAAAUGGUCCUCAACAACGUUAUAUACGAAGCACUUGCGGUGAGCUGAAAAGUUUGAAGACCCCUGAUUUACGGAAUCAAAGGCAACGCUAAAGUCGGUGUAAAAUUAUGACUACCCGUUUUCUGUUACCGAUUGCAGGAUAGCAGGUGCUCAAUAAAGAAAGUAGGUUAGUUUCAAUUGAGCGAUUGGGUAGAAAACCGCAGAAGCAGCCAUUCUGUGAUUAUUUGUUUGACCUCAUUCUAUCGUUAUCAGCACACCAGGGGUUUGAAAAAAGGGAAAUAAAUUGUAUACUGUUAGAUAAUCACAAUGUUUUACUAUCUUGCGGCUACUGUGGUGAAUUUGCUGUCAGUUUCACUUGAACCAGUGAUGUGGAUGGUUACUAGUAUCGUAAAAGAAGUGUACACUAUUUUAGCUAAAUAUGUAUUGUGUCAAAGGUUUGGCAAGUUUCGAAAAGUCUUUGAUAAAACGUCUGUAAUAUCCUGUCAGUCUUCAAGGAAUUGUUUUAUUUCUUUCUGAUCUACGAAAUAAAGGAUAAUGUUUUGUGCAAUGUCAAAGUAUGGAAUAGUCGUAUUAGUAUUAUUUCAUGCAUUUCAACACGCUGUUAGUUGCCUAAAAGACAUAUCUUACAAAUGCACAAAUGAAGAACAAUGUGUUAGAGUGUACGGUAAUACCAAAAGUGCCAGCGAGUCACAUGUUUUCUCUACUUUAAGCAACUGUCGUUUGCUGUGCGGAAAAUAUGGUCCUUUGUGGCCCAGACCUACAGGCCAUGUGACUCUUGGAAAAGAAACAACUGUAGUCAAUCCCUUAAAUCUGCGAUUUGAACAAGAUUUUAUCAACCAAACUACUGAAGGCACAACAAUAUUAAGAGAAAUAAAAAUGUAUUUUUUGCGCAAUUUGCGAAAAGCAUUUCAAACCCAAAUUUUACAUGAAAGUACACCUGGGAUGCCAAUAAUUAUAAAAAUUCAGAUUACUUCAAAUGAAACUAAUCUAUCUUGGUAUGUGGAUGAAAGUUAUAAAUUAAAAAUAUCGAUAGAAAACUUAACAACAGUAGUUACAACAAUAGAAGCAAAAACAAUAUUCGGUACACGUCAUGGUUUCGAAACGCUAUUGCAAUUGUUUACGACAGUCAAUUCUUCUGUAAAUAUAUUGUCGCAGGCAAACAUUAUUGACCAACCCAUCUACGCCCAUCGUGGGCUCCUAAUCGACACUGCGAGAAAUUAUAUACCAAUAAAAUGUUUAAAAAGACAAAUAGAUGCAAUGGCCGCUAGCAAAUUCAAUGUUUUUCAUUGGCAUAUUACCGAUACACAAAGUUUUCCAAUGCAGUUCGAUACAGUUCCUGAAAUGGUUUUUUACGGCGCCUACUCAAAAGAAGAAGUUUAUAGCCAAAAUGACAUUAAAAGCAUAAUUAAGUAUGCGAAAUAUCGUGGAAUACGAGUCAUUCUUGAGCUUGAUGCGCCUGCCCACGCGGGUAAUGGCUGGCAAUGGGGUCCUGAGAAAGACCUCGGCAACUUGGCCGUCUGUGUAAAUCAGAAACCCUGGCGUAAUUUUUGUAUAGAACCACCAUGUGGCCAACUAAAUCCGAUAAAUCCCAACUUAUAUACUGUACUGCAACAAAUCUAUAAAGAUAUAGCCGAAAUGAAUAAGGAAGAAAGUGUUAUUCAUAUGGGAGGAGAUGAAGUAUUCUUCGGUUGCUGGAAUGCGACGGCAGAAAUCAUAAAUUACUUGAUGGAUCAUAACCUAGGUCGAACUGAGCAAGAUUUUCUUACAAUGUGGAGUAAGUUUCAGAAAAAAGUUUUAAAUCUUUGGGACAAUGCUAGAAGAGCAAAUGGCUCAGCCUAUUCUGCAUCUACAAACGAGCAUUCAAGUCCAGUUAUUUUGUGGUCCAGUCGCUUAACAGAUCCGUUGGUAAUUGACAAAUUUUUGUCUAAAAACCGAUAUGUGAUACAGACAUGGCUUCCGUCAAGCAGUACUAUACCUAAAGAAUUACAAAAGUUAGGCUACAAGCUUAUUGUUUCGACCAAGGAUGCUUGGUAUCUUGAUCAUGGGUUUUGGGGAGUAACAACCUAUUACACCUGGAAGAAAGUAUACGAUAACCAGUUACCUAAAGGAAAUGGUAUUUUAGGAGGAGAAGUUUGUGUAUGGACUGAGUAUAUUGAUGAAUAUUCAAUUGACGGACGCACUUGGCCAAGAGCGGCAGCAGCUGCAGAGCGACUAUGGUCAAAUCCGGAAACAAAAGCUAUAGAUGCCGAAUCACGUUUUUUUUGCCACCGCGAACGGCUUAUCAUCCGUGGAAUACAACCGGAAGCUCUAGCUCCGCGAUGGUGUGAACAAAAUGAAAAACAAUGUCAUUAAAAUUGAAAUAAAAGGAAACAUGCGCACAUGCAAGCAUUAUAAAAUCGCACGAGUUAGGCAGCGGUCUAAUCUUGUUGCGCGCAACAUUGUUGCUGGCAAAAUAUAUGGAUUUUGACAGCUAUCGCAACUUUGUUGCUGGCCAAAUUCAAACCAAUUUGAUUUUUGUCUGGCAACAUUUUCUAUUUACCUUUGUCAUGGUAAUCGGGUGUAUGAAAUGACACAGCAGCAGUGUGGUUUUUGUUGACAUCCGAUAUAUUUGGAUUUUAAGCAUUAAUAAUACAUUUUUUUAUGUAUAUUUUAUUUUUUCAAUACUUCAUUCAACAAGUGAAUGAUAAAAAAUAAACUCUGAGCUGUUAAUUGGCUAAUUUUUGACGCUAAACAAUGUCAAAGCGAAAUGUUGCCAGCAACAUUCAUAGACCACCUCAAGCGAUAUGUUUCCGAGCAACAAUGUUGCGCGCAACAACAUUAGACCGCUGCCUUACUCAUCACAAUGAAAUAUAUUGUAACAUGUUUAACCAGGGAAUUCAAGCAAUUUGAAGCUUUCGACCUUUUCUACCCAGUCAUGAAUAAAACGUUCUUAAUAAACUUUUAAUAGCAAAAGUUGCAUUGAA